CGCGCCCUGGCGCCGCCGUCAGCCCGGCGUGUGCGCCCUGGAGCUUCUAUCUCCUCUCUUCAGGCUCCUCAUAACCACGGGGCUCCCGGUCAGAGGCAGCGCUCGGCAGAUUUGCGACCAUGUCGAUGCUGGCGGAGCGUCGGCGGAAGCAGAAAUGGACUCUGGAUCCCAGAAACACUGCAUGGAGCAAUGAUGAUUCCAAGUUUGGCCAGAGGAUGCUUGAGAAGAUGGGGUGGUCUAAAGGAAAGGGUUUGGGGGCUCAGGAGCAAGGAGCCACAGAACAUAUUAAAGUUAAAGUUAAAAAUAACAACCUGGGACUUGGAGCUACAAACAAUAAUGAAGACAACUGGAUUGCUCACCAAGAUGACUUCAACCAGCUUUUGGCAGCACUCAACACUUGCCACGGACAGGAAACAGCAGAUUCCUCAGACAACAAGGAAAAGAAAUCUUUUAGCCUUGAAGAAAAAUCCAAAACCUCCAAAAGCCGGGUUCAUUACAUGAAAUUCACAAAAGGGAAGGAUCUGUCCUCCCGGAGCGAAACUGACCUGGACUGCAUUUUUGGGAAAAGGAAGAACAAGAAGACUGCUCAGAAAGAACAGAUGUUUCUCCACCAGAGAGGCAAGUCCCUGUGCUGCCUGCUUGCCCUCUUGGGGAAGGAUGACUGCAGCACUUCCAUUGCAGAUGAGGUGGACACCUCCAUGACUACUACCACAACCAGUGCCUUCACCAUCCAGGAAUAUUUUGCCAAGAGGAUGGCCCAGUUAAAAAACAAGUCAAAGGCCUCGGCUCCAGAGUCUGACAUUUCAGAGACCUCUGGUGAGUGGAAAAAGGAGAAGACAAAAGCCAAAGCAGCGGCAUUCACAGGUGUGGAGACCUCUCCCCAACACAAGGCCAAGCGACACAAGAAGACAAAGCGUGCAGAAGCAGGUGAGGGGCCUGUGGCCGAGAAGAGAGACCGACCUGAGCUGCAGCCUGGAGGGCCCAGUGGGGACGAGUGCUCGGAAGCCUCUGCCGACGCUGAAGAAGAUUGUGUACAGUCACCCGACAGCCAGGAUGAUGCCCCAAAGUCCAAGAAGAGGAAAGCAAAGAAAAAGCUGCAAAGGCCAGGAUGGGUAGAAAUAGACAUCACACUAGAAAAAGCACCCAUGAAAAAGAAGAAGAAGAAAGCUUCCAGAUGACCUCACACCAGCCAGAGCCUCUGACCACUCAGCUGCCAGCACACUGCAGGGCUGGCACACAGCAGAUGCUCUGGCCUGAAGUCAGAGCACAGUGAACCCUGGGCAGCUCAGCAUCUUUUAACAUGCCCACAGGUUGUCAGCACAUCUUCUCACCACCUUUCCCCAAGUUACCUUCCUGAGAGAACUGACUUGAAUGUUCUAGAUCAUGCCUUUUCAAUAAAUAAACAAAUAGAUUCUUAUACUA
Messenger RNA from Mesocricetus auratus (golden hamster), 1422 nucleotides. RefSeq names its product PIN2 (TERF1) interacting telomerase inhibitor 1 (gene Pinx1). Gene Ontology annotation, cellular component: nucleolus. Lineage: Eukaryota; Metazoa; Chordata; Mammalia; Rodentia; Cricetidae. Gene Ontology annotation, molecular function: telomerase inhibitor activity; nucleic acid binding. The coding region runs from base 120 to 1178 and encodes 352 amino acids. Gene Ontology annotation, biological process: regulation of ribosome biogenesis. The record is from RefSeq and is a predicted model, not a curated record. The transcript has 8 exons.